Molecule: messenger RNA, 1325 nt
Organism: Homo sapiens (human)
Lineage: Eukaryota; Metazoa; Chordata; Mammalia; Primates; Hominidae
Gene: C8orf88
Product: chromosome 8 open reading frame 88
Exons: 6
Coding region: 436-789 (117 amino acids)
Source: RefSeq, marked validated
AACGGUUCUACCCCGGCAGGGGUGCGGCUGCUCUCGAGGCUCAGCGCCCGAGGCCACGCCCCGCGCCCGCCCUGGGCCCGCCUCGUGCCCCUCGGAGCCGCCUCCCGCCCCGCCCCCCGCCCCUCGCCCCCCGCCCCUCGCCCCCCGCCGCCGCCACCGCGGUCAGCCAGCGGACCAGCGGCAGGAGCCGUUCCCCGACGGGCAGCAGGGCGCUCGGCCUCCGCGUGUGGGCUGAGCGCGGCGACGCUGCUGCCCCGAAAUCCCCGUGGAUUUUGAGUCGGUAAGUGGCUAGGGAGGAUGAGCGACACUGGGGGACGGAAGUCGGGCCCCGUGGUGUGGAGGAGGCGGGUGGGCGCCGUCUCCCAGGCCCGACCCCGGGAAAGUUGAGGCGAGGAAGAGAAGCUCUGAGUAUGGAACCUCAAAGUCUUUGUGACAAUGGAAACCAAAAAAUUAAUUGGUAAACCGCUUCAACCAGCAAGACCUGUUCGUCAUCUGACUUCUCCCCCAGGAGCAGUGUUCCCUUUCAACUUUCAAAACGAAUAUCCAUGCAACACUCAGUGCAUACAAAGUGGAGUUAGCAGAUGUAAGACGAAUGGAAUGCAAGCCUUUUCUCAAGGUCUUAAUGAGCAACAGCAACAGCAGUCUCCAGUUAAGAAAGAGAGAAUUAAAUACAGCAGAGAUUUCCUGUUGAAGCUCUCAAGUGUUUCCAUCUGCAGAAAAAAACCAGACUUUCUGCCUGAUCAUCCCAUUGUACUGCAAAAACCAGAAAACAACCAAAGUUUUAAGUAGCAUUUUAAGAACAGAUGAAUUUAAGUUUGGACAUCUGCAAAUGAGGUGGAUCUAGCAACAAUAACUGUAAUGGACUGUGACAAUUCAAUUUAUUCUUAAUUUUGAUGGUUGGCUAUUUGACUUCUCUAAAAAUGAGAAAGAGCUAUUUUAAAAUAUAAAGAAUUUUCUAAUCAGUUUCAGCUUUGCAGGAGGUUUCCUGCAUAAAUUGGGAAGUAACACUGGAAAGUAGGAAUUUGGUUAGUGAAGUGGGAAGACUGUAUAUUUAUAAUUUGCAUACUACUUGCAAUUUUUUGUUUUUCAUCACUUGUAAUAAUGGAAUGGAAAUGUAAGCUGUAAAGACUCUCAAAUAUAAAAUAUUUGCUACAGUGUAUAUAUGGUACAUAAUUGCUUGUUGCUUUUAAAGUUCCUUCUGUUGUUCUGCUUCCCACUGAUUUCAUACCAGCUCAUGAAUGGAUCAUUACAGUCUCUCCAGAGGCUUAGAAUGAUUCAGAAUGUUCAAUGCAUAGUUCUCAAUAAACAGGAGGCAGAAUUUUUAA